Xiphias gladius (swordfish) is the source of this 555-nucleotide messenger RNA. RefSeq names its product DELTA-stichotoxin-Hcr4a-like. The transcript has 2 exons. Gene Ontology annotation, biological process: cytolysis in another organism; pore complex assembly; monoatomic cation transport. NCBI's taxonomy places the organism in Eukaryota, Metazoa, Chordata, Actinopteri, Istiophoriformes, Xiphiidae. Gene Ontology annotation, molecular function: channel activity. The record is from RefSeq and is a predicted model, not a curated record. Bases 1 to 555 code for a protein of 184 amino acids. Gene Ontology annotation, cellular component: pore complex.
AUGAGUGAAUCAGCAGAGGCUUUGGCCGCCAACCUCACCAGCCGAAGAAACGUCACCAUCGAGAUCACCAACCUCACCAAUAACUACUGCUUAGUGGACCCCAAGGUUUAUCUGGAGAGUGGCAACUGCCACAGCCCACCCCAACCCACCGUGCGCCCACUGAAAACCGAAGUGUGCAACUUCAGCAAGACCAGCGCCAAGACCUCUGGCGCGGUGGGCGUCCUGACCUACGACCUGUUUGAGAAGCACACCAACUGCGCCAAGGAGACGAUAGCCAUAAUGUUCUCCGUGCCCUACGACUACAACAUGUACAAGAACUGGCUGGCGGUGGGAAUCUACAGAGAGGGCAAAGAGUGCAACGAGGCGCUGUACAAAGAGAUGUAUUACAACAAAAAACAGGAGGGAUUUGUACGGGAGGAGGCCAACGGCUCUGGGAUCACGUAUGAGGGCGCCAGCCUGGACAUCAAGGCCACCAUGUCCCCGAUGGGCAGGGCCAUCUUGAAAGUGGAGGUGUGGGACAAGCUCUUCUCGCCCCAGAUGCACCAACAAUACUGA